Molecule: messenger RNA, 933 nt
Organism: Mauremys mutica (yellowpond turtle)
Lineage: Eukaryota; Metazoa; Chordata; Testudines; Geoemydidae
Product: pepsin A-like
Exons: 6
Coding region: 1-933 (310 amino acids)
Biological process (GO): proteolysis
Molecular function (GO): aspartic-type endopeptidase activity
Source: RefSeq, a predicted model, not a curated record
AUGCUGAGCCCCGUGUUUCAUCCUGAAAUUGAACCAAAGAAACAGGAAGACUUUAUGGGGGCAUUGCCAGUUGUAAAAGAGAAAAAGGAUAGCAUGUGUAAAAAAUUGUUGCCGGCUUUGGAGGAAGCAGACUUGAAGGCGGAGGUAGGAAUGGAAGAAGAGUCUGUAUACAAGGACAUGGCAGCUGAGAGGUUGUCAGAGGAUAGCGAUGUCGAGAACCAACCGAUAGACCCUGAGUCAUGGAAAGACGGCGACAUUGUUACAGCUCUGAACAAAAGGCUUGUCUAUUGUUUAUUUGUAAUUGAACGGUCUCUCUCCCUACCCUUGUUGAUUAGGGUCCCCCUGAAGAAGGGGAAAUCCCUGAGGCAGAACCUUAAGGAACAUGGCUUGCUGGAGGAUUUCCUGAAGAAGCACCCUUGCAACCCGGCCUACAAGUAUUUCCCCAGCCUGGCCAAUGAGGCUGCCAGCGAGCCCCUAACAAACUACAUGGAUGUUGAUUAUUAUGGAACCAUCUCAAUUGGUACGCCCGCUCAAGAUUUCACUGUCAUUUUCGACACCGGUUCCUCCAACUUGUGGGUGCCCUCCGUCUACUGCUCCAGCACAGCCUGCUCAAACCACAACAAAUUCAAUCCAUCAGACUCCUCCACCUACGAGGCCACCAGCCAGAGCCUCUCCAUCCAGUAUGGCACCGGCAACAUGACCGGACUCCUGGGCUACGACACCAUCCAGCUAAGAGGCAUUGUGGAAACCAACCAGAUCUUUGGUCUGAGUGAAACUGAGCCCGGCUCCACCUUUUACUACGCCCCCUUUGACGGGAUCCUGGGUCUGGCCUUCCCCAGUAUCGCCUCUUCUGGAGCCACCCCCGUCUUUGACAACAUGAUGAAUGAGGGUUUGGUUUCCCAGGACCUCUUCUCCGUCUACCUGAGCUCGUAA